Pocillopora meandrina is the source of this 40696-nucleotide messenger RNA. The record is from the annotation of a GenBank genome assembly. Lineage: Eukaryota; Metazoa; Cnidaria; Anthozoa; Scleractinia; Pocilloporidae.
GGCCAGAGUCCAUGUUGGGCGAAUUUUUCUUCAUACUUCCUUGUUUAUUCCUUCGUUGGAAACCGUGGUAAACACACUUCUGGAUGAUUACAGAUUAUGGAGUCGUUUUCAGUGAUAUGGUGUUCGUUUCUGCUCGUUAAUGUUCAGUUCUUCGUCUGGAAAGUAGGUGAGUAUCUUCUCUUUAUCAUAAAAAUCGUUCUACGGUUUGAGAAUGAAACGUUCUGUUUCAACAGCUUUAGUUCACAGCUCAAGCUACUCUGUGUAAACUGCCAUACAAUUUGUGUAGUUACAUAUGGUCGCCGAACUCAAAAAGAAAAAAAGUGAUUUAUGCACGUUUGAUUAUUACUAUUACCGAUUAAGUCCGUGUCAAGUGAGACGAAUUUGUGAACGCCUGCAUAUCUAGAAAUAUCAAGUUGAUAUUUUUAAUAUUCGAUUGAACUGUAAACGUAAGUUUGAUUGCAGCGCCGAGAAUGACUCCUCUUCCAAACUUUACCCUUUCAUCCUAACCUCAGCUUGCUCAAAUUUUCUCUUGAAUUUCUAUCAAAAGGGGUAUUGAAGUGUGAGCCAAGAAACAUUUUCUUUUAUUUCGUAAUUGAGGAGUAAAAUAACAAUAAAUUAUUGAGAAGAAUCAGGAGCUGGAUGAAUAAGGAAAUGAAUAUCUGCUGGUCUGUGCUGUUUUUCAGCUCUAUCUACCAAGGCUAAUGAUAUUUUCCUUUAGAUAUUAAUACAAGACUCUUGGAAGCCUUCAUUUGUGUAAAUAUUGUGAUACAUCUGUGUGCACUUACAUUUUUCUUUUCUUCUAUAGUACUUAAAAUGUACCAGACAUUUUAGACUUAUGCAUAAUGAUAAAUGUGUUGGUUUUUGAGCUUGAGAGAGUAGCUUUGUGUGUGAAAGCAGAUUGCAAACUUAAUUGCUUGACUUAAGAAAAGAUUUCUUACUCACUAAUGUCAAACCCUUUUUAUGGUUUCUUUUAUUUCAUCGUUUUUUUUUAUUUAUUCAGUCCACGAAACAUUACUUACACUACACAAGCAGCCACUUCUUUAAAUUUUUAUAGCUCUUUACCAAAACUGACAUGCACUAAGUUAAACAUAGUGUAAAUUAUUACACUUAUAAUUUAAAUCAUGUGACCACAUUACUAUAAUUGUAUAACCAAUAACCUCAAUGUAGUGUGAAAAUAUGCACAGAUAUUUCUUCAUGGACAUUAUCUGCUUUAAGAUUAACAAAAUCAAACAGCUAACGGGUUGGUGUGGAAUGCUCACUCUUCCUUGUUCUGUGGCAUAACUUUAUGAACAAUCAGACAUGUCCCUUUUCUUUAAAACCAUGAAAUGCUUUCUCAUCUUGAAUUAAAAGUUGAACAAAAACUUAUCAUAGUGUACACAUGGUUUGGAAAUUGGGAAUAUCCAUGGAUACUCCUCUGUUUUUAUUGGGUAGUUUUCAGUCACGUGAUGCAUCUGGACCAAUUGCUGACAAGCAAAAAUAUUUGAUGAAUUAUAAACAUAUACACAAUAGAAGCAAUAUAUGUUAUUUGCCGGCUGGGAGGUCCGUAUGGUGAAAAACUGUGAUCGAGUGAUCACAGUUUUUCACCAUACAGACCGACCCUUAGCCAGUAAAUAACAUAUUUAUUUUUUUUAAACUUGACGAAAUUCUUUCCAAAAGAACCCGAAUGAUUUAGGCCUGCAAAUACGGCAAGAUCUUCCAUAAACUGAACAAUUUUUUAGCGAGUAAAUGAUAGUUAAAAUAGAGGUGAUGCAAAUUAAAGAGAGAUGCCUCACCAAAAGAUUUUCAUAAGGAUAAAGGUGAUUUAAAAGGCUUCCUAACAAAACUUUGAAACAUUAUUUUUCAAGUAUCUGUCACAAUCUGACACCUGUCAAUUAGAGAGCGCGUAAGAAAAGAAAAAGCGCAAGAACAUUUGAAAACAACGGAACUAGUUUGGCAAGGACUGUCACACAUGCCAAUGUUUUCUUAAAAAACAUUCAAUGAUCUAACGGAAAGUAUUAUUCACUCUCAUCAACGAUUCAUUCAUGUACGAAGAUUUACCUCUGUUCACUAAGUAAACGGUGAGGAAAGUAAUAGUGAGUAAAUUCAAAUUUUUUAUUUUGAAGUUGUGAGAGUUUGCUCGUUUGUUUGAUGCGAUGGCAUGUGUAAAUCUGGUCUUUCCUCCACAAAAACUAAUGAAUGGCACACUCUAAUGAGACACAAGGGGAUUUAAUACGGCCUUUUCUCAAUAAUUCCUUCAGUUUCUGUAGUACAAUUUACGGUACAAAUGUCUAAAUUGAACGGACUCGGAAAGACUCACCGUAUAUUUCGUAUAUUUCUUGUAAAACUGAAUUUAAAACUUUGCUCGCUCUUUCACUACGAACAAAUUGUUUGAGAAAAUUCAGAUAUUAAAUGAAUGAAGUUCCUUCAUUCAGUUUAACUGUAACUAAAUACCUCACGUUUUAACUUUCUAGGUACUUUUUGUGAACGAUUAAAAUUAAUUGAAGAAGGUUUUGAGGUUGCUAGUCAACCAACGUAAUGACACUAUUGCUUAAACAAAUUCUUUCUGAAACCAAUAUUUUUCUGUCAACCACAGUGAUUUGAGAGAGAGAAAAGAGAGGAUUCACAAGUUAUUUAUCGGCUUGAGGUAGUGACCGACAUGUUUGCUUAAAAAUACUGCCCAGCUGGAAAAACGAGAUAUAUGUAUGAAAAAUGGCAAUGAAAUUUGGGAUGUACUCGGCAACUCACGAAAGCAUUACCGUGGCCCAUGGGCAGAGAUAGGAAAAUACUGACCGGGUUGAGAACCAAUCAGAUUGCAGGAUUCUUUACCAUGCCCUCUGAAAAAAAAAUAAGUUACCUUACUGGUUAUGGGGUUUACAAAGGGAGAAAAUCUCAAGAAACAAAACGAAAAAAGAGAAAAAAAUUAAAGAAUCGAUAAGAUGACUGUGUUGUGAUUGUCAAACACUGAAAUUUUUAUAAAAUGUUUAAUAUUAAUGGGGGAACAUGUUAGUGCUAUGAUUGGAAGAAAGUUAGCCAAAAAGUUGAAGGUGUUCAGAAUUACAGAUGUUCAUGUUGUAUAUACCACUUCUUCCUUUUGAAGAUUUUGUAUGUUUCUAUAGUGCCUGAUAUUUCUUAUUUUUAAUUUUUUUUUAGAUGGUUUGGUUCCUUUUUGCCUGCAUUUAUAUUUCAUUGUAAUUCUUAUAACAUUUGGAGGUUUUGGAGGAAUUUUCAUCAGUUUUAUUAGUUUCAUCAUCAAGUAAGAGGCAAACCUUGCUAAAUAAAAUGUCAACUAAUUUGUGGUAUUUUUUGCUGCCAUAGGCCAUUUGAAGCAUCUUUUUACUAAUCUAGAUGCAUAUUGCAAUCUGCAACUGAAUAAAAAAAAAAAAGGAAGCUGAAAUUUCAAAUGUAAAUUUACACUGAAGUUUACCAAGCGGUAGGAAGACAAACAUGUUUACCGAACUGGGGGUGUGUCUUCUAGCCAAGUGCGCCUUAUAACCGAAUAACUAUGGUACCUAUUAUUUCCAAAAUUUUAUGUUUUCCUCUCACUGAUUGUUUGCUUGGUAUAAUUAUACUGGUAGAUUGUGCUAAAUGUUUCUUCAUGUGGUUGCAAUUUUCUUGUGAACUGUUAACAGACAGAGGUUAUAUUGACUAGCUAAAACAUGCUUAUUGAUUGUUUCAGUAAAAAUUUUGAAUAUGAAGGUAGCAAAGAGGGUGUAUCUACAUGUAUAUAGCAGAAGCCCAAACUUGCAGUUCUUAAAUUGCAUGAAUCAAAGUCAAGAACCUUCUAUUUCCAAGUAAUGUAAAUGGUGAAGGUUGUCUUUUACUUGCACCUUCAGCUGUACACAUACUCCCUGUGAUCACUUCUUUAAUGCAUAUUCGCAGCUGAACACAAAACUAUUUUUGCCUUCAAAACAAUUGUACUGUAAUUAUCAGUUUCUUGUACUAUAAGCUUAUACUUCUAAGAUUAAAUAUAAAUUGGAUGCUUCUUUGCAUCAUUUGCAAACAUUUAUGUUUGCAAAGGAACUUUAAAAUAAAAUUAAAGUUCCUUUGCAAACAUAAAUGUUGAUUGAUCCUGUUAAUACUUUAUAAUUAUGUUAUUCUUGUAUCAGUAAUCUCAUUUCAAAUAACAAAUCGAUAUACAUGCUUUGCAAUGCCUAAACUUUUUCAACAACACAAUGUCUAUAAUUAUAAUUAAUUGCAUAAGAAUAUCGUUCUUCUGAACAAUCUCACACACAAUAACAAUGCUGUGGAUGUACCUUAAAUGAUAAUUAUGUAAAGCCACUAAGAAGGACUAAAUCUUCUUAGCAAGAAUGUUUAAAGAAACUCAAUUCUUUUUUUUGGAAGGCGGCAUCAUAAGACUUCUGAUAUGAUAGGUUAACUUUAUUUGAGACAAGUAAUUUGAUUUGAGUCAAAUAAAGUCCCAUUAAAUCAAUUUAACAUCAUUUUGAACCCUCCUUAGCCAUUUAAGGAAUAUUUUCUAUCUGUCAAGUUGUUGCAAAUCAACUUCCAGUAUGAUGGUUUGACCUUUAAGGGAUGACUCAUUUGAUUCAAGUCAAAUUAAGUCAAUUCUACAGCAUUUUCAACCAUCCGUUGUAGCAAGUUGCAGAAUACUUUUUAAGUGUCUUGCAAAUCAACUUCAGGUAGGACAGGUCAACAUCUUGAAACAAGUUGAAUUGAGGCAAUUUGACAAUAUUCUCAAAUAAACCUCUUAGCCACCUGUAAAAUAUUUUGUAAGUGUCUUGAAAUUGACCUCCAGCAUGGCAGGUCGACUUUUAAGGGGUCAAAUCAUCUGAUUCUAAUCGAAUCAAGGCAGUAUGCUACUUUUGCUAAUACUGGUGUCCAGAUUAAUGCUGGGAUUAGCCAAGCCGGUGAAUUAAUAGUGGCAGUAAAUUAGUGAGAGCUGCACAUACAAAAACCAUGUCAUCUAGCGUGUCCUUUAGAGUCAGAUGCACCAAAGACUGGAAAAUUCAGAAUCAUUUCAGACACUGAAUGGCACGUUCAACAUGAAUCCUAGCAUUUGCGAUUGCCUGACCCUGAAGAACCUUUGCCUUGGUAAACUGUGCAUGACCUGUGGUAAAUGGAGGCAUUUAAAGUUUAACUUGCUUUGUUUACAUGUUUAGUUUUACUUGUUUAGUUUACAUGUACAUAAUCUUACCAAGUGUUUGGAUGAGUCAUGGCUCUUGUAACUGGAGUAUGUCAGUUUCUGUGCCUCUGCCAUGGAGGAUUUGUGAACAUAUCUCUCUGUGCAGUCAGUGAUUGAGCAAACCCUGGGCAACAGUUUAAAGGCUUUAGGGUAGAAUUUUGUUACAUUUUCCUGGCUUGGCCAGUUAUUCAAACCUUGAAAUUCACUUGCUAAGAAAGGAAUCUAAUUUGAUAAAACUGCGGACACAUUACUUGCUGAAGUCUUAAAUAUGUAGGCUAAGUCUCUUUCAGACAAAUGUUUUUGUAAGCGGCAUAAUGUCAAGAAAAAUUCCUGUUCAACUGUUGACUUUCUUUUUCCUCCAAGCUUACAUUUACAUACUGGUAAGUCCUUUAAUAACUUUUAAUUGUUUGUGACCUUUUCCCUUUGAAAUAUUGCAACUUUUGCAAUUUGGGUCUUAUCUUUGAUAUGAGAAACUGAAACAUUCCAUAACUUUGAAAGCCAGUAUAUAUUUAAAUAUGAUGUUCAGUUUCUUUGAUGUCUUAUAUCAAAAGAUUUUUUUUCAUUUCAUCAAUUGUGGCUUUUGCCUUCUUGAGUUGUUGCUGUAGAUCAGACACUCUUUUUUGAAGUUCUAGACAGGAAGGGCAAUGAGGAUCUGAUUCCUGUUCACCUUGAGGACAUUUCUGUCCAUGAAUGCCAACUGGCAGAGCAUAGGUAUGAUCUUCGCAUGAUUGGUAGAGAUCCUUUCAAGUCAAUUAGUGGACAUUUUGAAACUUCCCUAGCAGCAACCUGCAGAAUAUAUUGCAAAUGGACUUCCAGUAUAACAGGUAGACUUCAACUGAGACGAGUCGUUUGAUACCAGUCGAAUCAAGUAGAUUCCACAACAUCUCUAGCCCUCCUUUUUAGCCACAUGAGGAAUAUACUUUAAGUGUCUUGCAAAUCAACUUCCAGUAUGAGUAUGACAUUUCCACCUCAAGAGGAACAGUUAAUUCAGAUUACCUUGAUACAGGAUGCCAUAACCAUAAAUCAACUUCCAGUAGGUGGAUUCAGAGGCUACCUUUGACAAAUUGACUCAAUUUGGGUGUAUCGGACAACCCUUGAGAAAUCCAGAAUGAUGGUAACCAUCCAACUGCACAUAAUAAUAAGUUGUAUACCUUCAGCAGUCUACAUAAACAGUACAAAACAAUAUCCUGUGUUUAUGAAAUUUCUGUCUGCAAAAUUCAUCAAAUUUAAACACUGUGGUUCAAAUCUUUCUCUGCCUGCACAAGCCAAAUUCCACUAUUUUCCAUUUCUACAUGCAUGUCAUGUUUCACCUCACAGUCCCCUAGUAAAUAUUUGCAUUGUAACACAAUGAUCUUUGUUUACAAGGUUCCUCUUGCUUCCAGAGUGCAUUUUAUGUGUGUGAAUGCAAGUUUUCCUAAUUGAUUGAGAAUAAAGAUAUGGGGCAAUGAGUAGCCCUAGUUUGCUUUUGUGAGAUUGUCACAGGAUUGUUUUUGUCUGCUGAAGUGUAAGUAAUUGAUCCAGCCACCAAUGUUUACAUAAGAUAUUUGAAUUAAACCAGCCAGCCAAAAAAAUUGCAUUGUUCUCAUUGCUCUUGUUUUACAUUGGAUCAUAAACAAUUGAGGUGAUUCACAGUAUCAUGUCAUUAUGUGCUUUACCUUGAUACUUUUUUGUUCACUCAAAAGGUGGCAUUUGAAGCAACAAUGCAAAGGUUAAACUGUAACUAGUGCUGUCAUAUUUUGCAUAGUUAUUUUUAUAAGAUGAUGGCGCCACACUUGGGCAAGUUUGGGACAACUAUUUACCAUGGUGUCUGCACUUGAGUGAGUGAGUGAGUGAGUGAGUGAGUGAGUGAGUGGUCAUAUGCAUAUCAGAGUCCUCAUAAAAAUUUUCUUACAAGCUUCAAGUACCACAAGUUAAAAAUGAACAAAUUUUUUAUAUGGGCAAGCUAAAGUUGCCUUAAGGGUGUACCUGUGAAGAGUAUGCCAACAGAUGGCUACAUGUACCUCAGUGUUUUGCUUUAUGAGUAGCAAUUAUCUUCAUAAUUACACAUACUGUAAAUUGGUUUUAUCUGUCCAGUAGAGAAGAAGUAGAUUGUGUUUUAUUGUUGAACUUCAUGAGAAUUAUUUUACUACUGACAAUUUUUUACAUAUUAUGUUUGCACAUUUGUAUGAGUAUGAGUACAUUGUCAAUGUCUAUUUUGAAUUCAUCCCUCUUGGCAAAUGGUUGUUUGUGUUUGAUUGUCAGUAACAUAAAGAUAUUGCAAUGUUCAAACAGAUAACCUGGCUCCACUGUAUGUUGUAUUAACUGGCCACUUUCUUUGUGCUGUAGAUGCAACUAUUACAUGGACUCUGCCCUCUCCACAACGUGGUCCACUCAGUGCUUCAGAUGGCACAGCUCGAACAACACUCAAAGUUUUUGAUGGUAGAUCUCCUGAGUUGCGUUUGGAAUGGGACUUUACCUUAGAUGGUGUGGUGCUUUCUUUUGUUGCGUGGAAUAUAGGUACCACUGUCAAUAUCGGGAGUAAAGCUCCAUCUGGAGCUGUUACAGUACUUCCGGCCUUUCAAGGACAAUUUAACAUCAGUCCUAAUGAUCGUGCCACGUUGAUAAUCUACAAUACAACAGCUGCUGAUGGAGAGAAAAUCACAUGCAGGGUGGUCGCUGGUAUGAAUAUUUGGGAGGAUGUAAUUCUAGUAGUCAUAAAAGGUGAGUGUACAUUUUGUUGGUUUACUCCAUAUAUGCACGUGUAUGUGUAUGCCUAAUUCAACUAUCUUUUGAAACAUUUUGCUCAUUCCACAAGAGAAUGUGCAUCAUAGUUCAUGUUGACUGUGUAUGCACAACUAGCAGUGCAUCUCUCAGGGUGUGAGGAAGAUAAUCAAAUUUUGUGAUUGUUUGGGUAAUCGUGGAGGAUUACACAACUCUUAGAGGUAGCAAAUAUUUUAUAACUGAAAACUGACCCUCCAACAGGAAAUGUUAUCAUACCUUUUAUUUAUCACAUAAUUGGGAAAUUUUUUCUUGUGGGAUAAGCUUCAUGAUAUUUUACAGUAGGGUUUUUUUUUAAGAUUGUAGUUUGAAAAUUAGAACAUUGUAGUUAUAGUUUGUAGAUUGUAGAUUUUAUAUUGUUGAUGAAUGAGGAAGAAGCAAAUGAAAUGGUUUGAUGCAAUAUUUCUUCUACUCUGCCUUGCCAUCAUUCUCUGGAGUGUUUAAAGGUUGUAAGCAAAAUUGUUCUUAAAUCUUUUCCCCAGUAUUAGCAAAAACAUUUCUUCGAAUUUUGCAAUAUUGGGCAAUCCAGGUCUCAUAAAUUAUUCCUGUAAACUAAUUUUUAUUUUACAUGUAGUUGGGAAACUUAUCUUAUCUUAGUCAUCUACUGACAAUCAAAUAGAAGGUAGUAAUAAUCACAACCUUAAUCUAAGAACUAGAAAUAAUAUUACUUUUCUUCCUUAAGCAAACAGAAGAAGGGAUAAUUCCUUAGACUGCUCCUCAUUUUUGUUAACCAUUCAGGCUAACAUAUUUCAUAUAAUUUUUUCAUCAUACCUAAGCAAUCAUGGUGUGCAGAUAUAAGUUGCAAAAAUGGAAAAAGUGCUUGUAGAACUGGAUUCUGAAAGGAAAAGGGAUACCCAAAUCCCUGGUGAGAAGAGAAACUCUUCCAGUGUUGCUACACUGUUAUUGGAAUUACAUAAGUGAAUGUUUUAGUGACUCUCUUACUUUUUUUAUCGACAUUCUUCUUUUUUAUGGUCGCUUUUAUUCUUUUGUGUGGCUACACUGAAUUCAUACACCUAAUAGUGGCUUGGUCACCAAACUCCUUAUUGAUAUAGUGUUCUGCUCCUUAUUGAUAUAGUGUUCUGCUCCUUAUUGAUAUAGUGUUCUGCUCCUUAUUGAUAUAGUGUUCUGCUCCUUAUUGAUAUAGUGUUCUGCUCCUUAUUGAUAUAGUGUUCCAUCCCACUUGCUUGAGAUCCUCAGUGCAUGAAGUCCCCAAAAAUUGCAAACAAAAAAUUUAUCCUUCUUGUACAACUGUAUGUAUUGUCUGAGACAUUAAAUUGUCUAUUUACCUACAGUAUUGUGCAAAAAUUUUGCAAACACCUGUCAAUGAAAUUCGUUGAAAUUCCUUGCUUUUUGACAAACUGUGGUCCAAAACCAAAUUUGGGCAACAUUUUGAUGAAGUUUUGAGGCAGUUAUUGUUCGGAUUCAUCUGAAAUUUCGUAGAUCAAUUCAGUGGGAACGUUAGUGAGCCUCAAAAAUGUGAGGAACUUUUCGGAGAAAGUAGUGUGUCAUUAUUCACACAAACACCAUAUUUGUGAAGGUAAACUACUUCAUAACAAAACAUAUGGACUUCCCCACUAUGAUCCAGUCUCCAACCAAACUGCCUUGAUAGGGACCUUGUUUCGAAGCACUUCUUAAUUGGAUUAAUUUUUCUCAACAUUUAGUUGCAUUCAUGUUGACAAUUUUAAACUAAACUAGAUGCAUAUUUGCAUUCACCCAGGCUUUCUGUUGAAAAUAAACUUUGUUUUUUUUCUCUUGGUAUGCAAUCCCUAAAGAAUCACGUAACAAUAUAACACCAAUGUCAGACCAAAAGAAAACACAAAUAAGAAUGGCACUGUCAGAUUUAAAACUGAUAAUAAUUGAUGAACUCUCUGUGGUAUAAAAUACUUUGCUACUGCACAUCCAUCAAUGAUCAGGAGAAAUAUUGUCAACAUCAAACAACUGUCUAUUUGCAGGACUUGGCAUCAUUACGGUAGGUGAUAUGUAUUAACUUCCACCAAUUUGAAGAAAAUUUGUCUCUGAAGAAUAUAAAAAUAAUGUUUACAAUUUGUGCCAUUCCUGAAUACUUUUCAAGAUGAUAGAGUUGACUACAAAUAUGACACAAAAGGAUGACCAACCAUUCACAGAGUUAUUGAAUAGAUUUAGAACAGCUUCACAAAUAGAGGGUGAUAUCCAAUGCAUUCAGUCAAGGCUAGUGUGUCCUAGAGAUACUGACUACCAAGUAUUGUAUUUUUGGGACAGUUUUUUCUGUAUUUCCUGUUUAUUUUUCAUAUCCCUAAAUUUUUUUUUUCCAAUAAUAUUUUUUUCUCUGGUGGCUCCAUUGCUUUAUAGUAUUGUUUUUUUUUUCUAUAUUAAUCAUCAACUUUUUUCUUUCCUUUCUGUCAACUACUUUACAUGAACAUAUAGCAAACGGUGUUCUGUAUUGCCCUAGAGUAUAUUUCUCUAGUAUUUUUCUAAUGCCAUCAACAAGUGCCAUUCCACUUAUGUUUUUAGUGUACUGAAUAAGGGACGUGUCUCUUUCAUUAUAAAGCAGGGGGCAAUACAUAUAUUUUGAUCUUUUUGUGGGUUUAAAGGUACAACUGAUACAUCACAAAGAAAAUGACAUAAAAAAACCCCUCUGCAUUCACUAUUAUGUAUUAUUUCAUUCUCAAGAAUCAGUUAAUAGUCCCUCACUCUCAAACAAAUUAUCCAAAUUUACUUCAGUUUCACAAAUAUCUACAGUUCUUGGUAGAUUAGCUGGUGAUUGCUGGUUGUGUUCUAAACUUGAUUUAUGACACAUCUUUUUGCCUUUGUCAACAAUGGUGGGUAAGGAUGAGUUGUAAUUCCAGCAGUUACAUGAUUUCAUAAUAGAGUAGCAAAGAGAGUAUAGAGCUACAGCACAACUUAGAUUGAAGUUUAUGGUUUCAUUCACACUGUUUUAAGAAACCAUCCUAUUUUGAAUAUUCUCAAUUUAUACACCUCUCACUUCAAAUAUGUCAUUGUUAUGUAUACUCUGAAAAUAAUGCACUAAACUAUCAAGAGACAGUACUUCGAGAAAAACAUAUGUACCUUGAGGCUGCCCUCUACCAUACAAAUUUCUAGCAUGGGAAUCAAAUAUUUUGAACCCCAUAUUACUCUUACAGUAAUACACCCUACUGUAAUAUGAAAUUGGUGUGGCUUUCAAAUUUGAGCGACUCAAAGGCUCUUUAUAAAGAUGUAAAGUACUGAUAUCCUCUAUAGCAAUUUCUUGGAGAACAGUACUAGAGUAGCUUUCACUGUAUUCCAGUUGAUAGUCAGUAUCAAACACAUUUAAAGGAGAACUAAAGCCAAAAAUUGAGUUAAUUUCUUUCGAUAGCCAAAGUGACAAAAUUCUCGAUUUCAGGCGUUAUUUGUGCUAAAUGUGUCUUACCUUGGAGAAAUAUUUCUUUAAAGUUUGUAUUUUCGCGCUGUUUCGGCUUUCAAACCGUGGGCACCAAUUUUAAAUCAGCGGUCUUCCAAAAGAGCCUGUGACGUAUGUUAUGGGGAUCACUUUAGAACGUGUUAUCGUUCAGCUAAGUUUUAAUACAAAUUGCUUCUUCGUCGACCCUUCGUUAUGAGCGGAAUAGAACCAUUUCAGUUCGAACCAGUAUAUCAGCCUGGAGAAGAACCACCUCAGGAAGAGAGUGUAGGACAGGAGGUAGAAGCCCACGAAGAAGACAAUACUUCGAGGAUGGGAAACACCGAAUGGUGUUUGUGCGGCGCUUGUGCGCUUAUGCCGGUGGCAAAUGAAUGUUACUGCUGCCAAGAACUAGAGGAGCUUAAUCAAAAGUUCGACAAUUCAGGUUUGUACUUAUUAUGUGAUUAUUCUCACGAGUAUUUUGUUUGAAGCGACCGCUUCUUUGCUAAGAGUGACAAAAGGUGGACAAUUGCAAACUCGAUCUUAGUUGUAAUUACAAUUACAAGGUCUGAUGGAUGAAAAUUAUUGAAACAGUGAGGGAAAUAAAAUGUUAAGACUUUUUUCUUCUUAAUAGGUGUUAGAUGUAUAACAGAACAUCCGAAAUUUGGUAUUGUGUGCUUGGACACGGAUGUUUUGAGCACGGCAUUGGUUGCAAUCCACAAUGCGCGGCUCAAUCCAAUUCCCGACCCUAUCGUCAACAGGUAAACUGUCUUUCUUUCUUAUUUUGUACGCGUAAUUAAGUCAAUCGCUUUUGUGACUUUAUAUCCUCUUGUUCUCUAGAACUUGGCGUUUGGCAGCCUACAGACAAUUUACUUGGUGGGCACAUGGGGUAUUAGGAAAAAACCGGCGGAGAAUCGUGCCAGCAUGCGUCGUCACGGCCAUACGUAAAACAUUUCCAGAAGAGAGUGGUAAUUACGUGGGGUUUCGAGAAGCAGAUCUGGAACUUUGAACUUUAUCCUUAAUGUCCUUUAAUAAUGAUUAGUAACAUAUCCUUUGCGUGUAUAACAUCAGAGGCUCUUCUUUCCUUAUGUUACGGUUUCUUUCUAAAAUUUGCGUGAAAUAUACAAUUACUUAUCGAGGAUAUGAAUUACUAACACAUUUCUGCAUAGUGAUUCAGUCAAAAGCCAUGCAGAGCCAAACGAAUGUCAUCCCUACUGCAGUUAUUAAAUUAUCCACAUUGCCAGGGAUAGCUGCGUGGCCUGAAUGAAAUAAACCUCAAACCUAACUUUGAUUGCUUUUUGCUACGAUGAUUGCUUUUAUUUUCAUUUGAUUGUGUUAUUGACAAAGUUGUUGUAUUUAAUUAUUCGAAAAUCUCGAAGUAUGAUUAGCAAUGACAUCUGCUUUAGGAGGCCGGGGUUUGCUGGCAAUGUUUCCAGGAAUGUGUGGUGCUGUGAUUGUUGCACUCCUCUCUUGUGGUUUUAAGCAUUUUCUCUCUACAAUGGCAUUAAGCAUUGGCUUGAGAUGAUAAUUGGUUGUCUUCUCAAAUAUGCGCUUUGCCACCCAUUCUUUUGUAUUUUUCGGAAACACUACCUUAUAUUGCAGCUCCCCUUGGCUGGCACCCCUGGAUACAGUGGCUUGUUGUCUACCAGUGUUGGCAUUAUGGUCUAGUGCUGCCAACUGAGUUCGAGCAACCAUGCCAUUAUAAGAGAAGUGCUGCCGUUUGGGUGCAUAUUUGGUCUGCACACUAUGGUACACCUCUAAAUUGCCAGUAUGACAACUUAGUGUUAGUUGCUGAAUGUCCUUCAACAGAUUUUUAUCGAAUACAACCUCCUUCAAUGCAUUAUGAGCAGAGGAGCCAGGCCUAAGCCACCUUUUAGUUCUUGCGAUAGCUGGAGGGAUUGGUUGGUGGGCACAUUCCUCAUACAGGUCAGCUGAAUCCCAGGAGUGGAUAUUGGCAGUGUGAUAGACAAUGGAUAUCCACUUCUCUCUCAACAUCUCCUUGUCUCCCCCACAUGUUUUGGCACACCACCAAAGGUGGUUUGAGAUGGAUCUGAUCCAGAGAGAGAGAUCAGCACAUUCUUUCUUCUUUGCUUUUUCAGUUAACUUUUUAGUUAUACUCUUGGAAAGGUGCCACACAUCAAAUUGAUGAUCAACUUCAGGGAAAUUUCUUUUCAUGUCAGCCCUAAUGCCCACAUGACGGUCAGUUGCAACAACCAUAAUUUUCCCCCCUUUUUCAUAGAUGUUUUCCAUACAGCGUUUAAAACCCUCUCUUUCCAUGGCAUUGCUAUUAUUUACUUCACUGACCUGAACAACCUUGAAGUCAACAAUCUUAUCAGUUUUCUGAUCAAUCAUGGUAUAUGUCCCAUAUUUUGCAUUAUGGCCAGGACUGUCACAACGCCCAUCCCCUGAAAGCCACAGAUCUCGCCCCCCUAGCUCAGAAAAAGUGGAAUUUUGUUCUUUAAGCCAGAACUCAUUGAUUACAGGUAAUAAGUACUUGUUUUGAAUAUUAUAAAAUGUUUUCUCACUGAAAAUUUUCAAAUUUAAGAUAUCUGCCAAAGAUGCUACUUUUGUAAAGGUAGAGCCACUGAGCAAAAUAGAUGAUGACAACAACAAAUUUCCAGCUGCCAUCCCCUCAAGCAUUGGCUGGCUUUGCCAGGAGUACUUAUGAUUAUUCAUACAUUCUAGGGUGACAAAUAGUUGGCUUCCUUGUGUGGAUUGGUUCCUCUUAAUCACAACUGCACCACACUCAGGACAGUACUUAAACAAUUUAAAUAGCUCUUGUUUAAAUACAAUGUAUUUGGUAUCAUCCUGUGGCUUUUCGCAUUUUGUUUCCCCUUGGUGUUCGUUGUCUGAUCCUGACAAGUUCGAAUCAUCUGAAUCUUCCUGUUUUGUGGGAAGGUAGAUGCUAUCUUUUCUUGGAGAGACUUCUGGGGAAGCAGCAGCUUCAGUUGCUUCUUCUUUGUUAUCUUCAAUUUCAGGAAGGAAUACCUCUUCAGUCUGGGUGCUGCUUUCUGAAACAUCAACCUCGACUUGGGUGUCAGUAGAUUUCAUCAUUAAAUGGAGACCACGAAGAUUGACUUGGAUCCCAAAAUCCACACCCUUGUUUGGCAAAUUCACCUGCACUGCUUGUGACUCAACCAACGUGCUUUUAGGCCCUAAAUCAUGUGGGAAUGGAUAUAAUGGGCUGUCUGAGGUUGAUGUACUUGCUCCACAAUUCACUACAUCAACAGGUGCAGGCUGUUCUAAAGCUGAAGCUGCAUGUUCUUCGAUUCCACAACUAGGUUGUGCAGUGAUAGAGGCUAUAUACUAUAACAGAAAAAAUAUUAACUCUGUUAUGGUAUGGGUUAGUGACCCUUUGAGAGAAUAAAAAAUUUAGGUAUGGGGGAUAAACUAUGCUACUAUGUGGUUACACAAUGAUUCAAUGGGAUUUUCUUGGAAAAUAUAACACCUGACCCUGCCCUCCUUUGGUUGAAAGCCUGCACUGGUUUCAACUUAGAAUUUCCAGUUGUAUUAAGUUUUUAUUCACAUAGAAGUAAAGAAGGUUAAAAGAAUUCAUUAUUUAAAGAAUAAUAUCCACAACUUAUAUAUAGUCUAUUUGUACUAAUUUUGUUCACCUGCUAGUUAACAAGGGACAGGUAUAAUGUUCCUAGAAUUAAAGAAUAAUCACUUUAUUCAAUAAACGAUACCAGCAAAUUCCGAUUCGUCGACUCGGAGAGACCGAGAACCAGAGGACGACCUCCUAAGUAUUACCACCCUCUCCUUCAGAAAGAAAGGGAGUUGGAAACUCUCGUUCGAAAGAUUCUACCGAAAUCCAUUGCUGACGCUCUCCGCCCGGAAGGGUCCAGACUCGCACACUUGUAUGGCUUGCCGAAGACACAUAAAGAACAGUUGGCCGUGCGGCCAAUACUCUCUGCUACUAACACCUACAAUUACUCGCUAGCGAAAUGGCUUGACGACAAAUUGAAACCCCUGUCGUGCAAACCAAUAUACAGUGACAGACACAUUCCGCUUUGCUGAUGAAGUACGAGGCUUCGAGAUCAAGAACGGCGAAAUUUUAGUUUCCUAUGACGUCACCUCAUUGUUUACAAAUGUACCAUUGGAGGAAACAAUACAGAUCUUAGCUGAAAAAGCCUUUGCCCAGGAUUGGUUCAACGAGACGCACAGCUUGAACAUCUCUAAAGCGGACCUAAUCGACCUCCUCCGAGCAGCUACGAAAAACCAGCUUUUCCAGUUUGACGGUGCUUUAUAUGAGCAGACAGAUGGAGUCGCUAUGGGUUCUCCCCUUGGACCGUUGCUGGCUAACGUCUUCAUGUGCUCGAUUGAGGAAAACCUCGAACAACACGGUCAACUUCCGCGCUAUUACCGGAGGUACGUCGAUGACACCCUGACCGUAAUGCCUGAUAGGGUGACCGCUGGCCAGUUUCUAGACACCCUUAACUCUACCCAUCCCUCCCUCCAGUUUACCAUGGAAGUCGAACGGGAAGGAUCCCUUCCCUUUCUAGGAACUGAACUGCUUAACCGUGCACCAAAGAUUGAGAGCAAGGUCUACAUCAAAAGAACCAACACGGGUCUCCUUCUGCAUUUCCAGAGUCAUGUUGACAUUAAGUACAAGCGCAGCCUAGUUAACACCAUGGUGGAUCGCGCUUAUCGAUUAUCUUCUAAUUGGUCUUUCUUCUCCGAGGAAUGUGACCGCCUUAGAGGGGUUUUUCAUAACUUGAAAUACCCAAAGCCACUGGUUGAAACUACAAUUAAGCGGUUCGUUGAGAGAAGGAUUUCAUCUGCAGAUCCCUGUCCAUCACCAGACGUACCAUCGGAGAUUGUGAGAUUAGUGUUACCCUUCAAGGACCAGUCGUCAGCUAAUCAUGUUAAACAACAACUGAACAGUCUAAGCUCGAAGUUAAGCGUGACUGUCCAACCAGUGUUCGUUAGCCCUAAGCUCGAUCAACAGCUUAAGCAACACGAAAUUAAGCCCCCUAUUGUUAACCAACAAUGUAUCGUUUAUGAAUUUAAAUGUAACCUGUGUGAUGCAGGGUAUGUGGGCUAUACUCGUGGUCACUUACACGAGCGCGUAGAAGGGCACACAAGGAAAUCAUCUUCUAUCUACAAACACUACCACCUCCAGCACAAUAGUGAAAUGCCUGAACGCUUGAUCGAGCAAUUCAACGUCAUCGCGAAAUGUAACGGCAAAUUUGAUUGCCUUGUUAAUGAAAUGUUGUAUAUUCGCAUGCGUAAGCCAACACUGAACGUGCAAACGGAUUCCAUCCGCGCCAAGGUGUUUGUUUAAGCCGUUCAUUCUAAUUUAUGCUAUUCUUGUACCUUUCCUUAUUUGCAUGUUUUUAAACUAGUCUCUUGAUAAUGGAGUCACGAUGACCCCGAAACGUCGAGUAAUAAAUCUUUCCUGGUUUUUUCUAUGCCUUUGCUUUAGCAAAUCCCUGCUGAUCAAAUCACUUUAUUCUGAAACAAUUUAAUUUUGUUUACCUAUUGGUCAAAAAUUUUCAGGAGAGACGAAGUACAAAGAUUACUCAGAAAAAAAAAAACAUGAAACUAGAAGGAAUUCCAUGGCAGGAUAUUGUUUUGCGUAAGGAGAAGAAAUACUUUUUUGUGAAAAUUUAAUGUUUCUCAAUGGAACCUAUUCGGGUGAUAUCCCUUAAGAUAUAAAUUGUUAUUGCCCUCAAACUGCAUUCACCUUUUAAUUUUUUUUUAUCAAUCAUGCAUAAAUGAUGAGCAGCUUCAAGAGUUUGCAACAACCCAAGCUUUGCAACAACCCAACCCAGUUACAAGAGAGUAAUUCGCGAUUCACUUACUUCUUUUCUGACUUUCUCUUCUGAACGUUUCUCCGAUGAAAGUCGAGGUCUUUUUGAUGGUCUCCUAUGCGAAAAAACCGUGGGUAUUGCACCUGGUUUUAGCGUAGAUCUGCGUUUCAAACCAAGAAUUUCUGCUUUCAAGUCUCGUUCGUAGCAGUCAGGUGUAAAAUGUUCUGAGCACAGCCUGGAGUUUUUCGAAACGACCAGAUCCGCUCGUGAGAUCUUUGCCAGCCACUGUGAUCGUAGAGCUUCAUCCCUCGGAAAGCAAUGGUAGGAUAUACCAGUUGUGUACCUCGAGUCGUUGUUACAAUCGAACGCCGCGCAGUAUACCAUUUUUUAGCUCGAAAGUAAUCGAAGUAAAUAAAGCAACGAGGGCUACUCAACCGCCAAGAACAGAUAGAAGAAUAAACUCAAACAACUCGGGCUUCCGUAUUUGUACAUCCUUUCUUGCGUAAGCCAAGAAUUUGACCCAUUAUAGAGAACUUAUAAACCAAAGUUCAAAACGAAUUUCAAAAUUUUAUUUCCUUUUGGACUUCUUGCGACAUUGUUAACAGCGUGCGUUAUCGUACAUGCCAUUGCAAAAUCCAGACUACAAACGCGUUGCAAACUAAUGUUAAAAAAGGUAAAUAACAAAAUAUGGGAAACAGAAUGGAAGAUGAAAUAUCUUAAAUUACCAGUAUGUAAGAAAAAUUAAAGUGGAGACCCUAUUCCGAAAACAUCGAGGUCAAUCCAAGUAUAAAAGAUGCGCCGCACAUGAUCUGGACACGUAACUACGUUUCAGAGACACAGGGUUACGAAAGCCAAAAUAUUUUUCUCUUACACAAUCCCUGGAUAGAAGACCAAUUUUCUUAUAUGAGAGGCGCUUGAAUCAUUUUUUGCUUCACCUUGCACAAUCUUUACUCCUGGAAAACCACAAAUUCUUUCCCCGCGAGCAAGCCGCAGUCCUGAAUUCAACUUGCCUGUUUCUUGCUGUGUUUACCUUCAUCCCCAUAACUUACGUCACACGCUACAAAAAGAACCGCUGACAUUCGUGUUCUGAGCCGACGUACCACAGUCAAAUGUCGAGCCAAUUAUCACUAAAAACCCUUCGUUUUCUGGAUGAAAACUGUCGUUCGAGGGAAAAAAAAUGACGGAAAUUUGUUCCAUCAUACAUAAAUGUACGAUACACGGUGAAAAAAAUUACAUGAAUUUGGACUUCAGUUCUCCUUUAAUGCUGUUGGUAAUUCUGACUGCAUUAAAUAUGCCCGUCUGGCUAAUCAUGACAAACUUGAAUAAAGCUGAUUUCCAAUAUUCAUUAUUUGUAUAAGAUCAUUUGCAGAGCUGAUCCCUUGUGUGUCAUUGUAAAUCAAAGAACACAAACUCAUUGCAACACAUUGUUGUCCUGCAUUCUGUCCAAAAACUAACUCGCUACCUUGACUACGGGAAGCUACUAUUGUUUUGUUAGGGUCAACAUAGGUUGGAGGGCUAGGAUUUUUUUCAGUGUCUCUACUUAAUUUACAGUUGCAAUAAUUUGCUGCAUGAGCCUCAUUCUAGCAAGAACACAUCAGUUUGUUACAAGAAAACAAUUCUAAAUAACGACUGGCAGGAUAUUUUACCUUUCAUAUACAUUGACGAAUUCUUUCACGACGGUUAAAAUUGAAUGUUUUUUUAUUGAAUAGUUUUUUAGCGUUAACAUAGCAGUAUGAUGUAGAUGACAUGGGGAUACAUGGGAGAAUACGUACAUAGACAAAUUUUUCUAACCUUUCUGCUCUUGUUCCCUAACCUUUUCAAACUUGUUGGUAGUCUGCUUGGUUCACGAUCACAUCUACAUACACGAUGAUAGUUGCGUCUAUGCUUCUCUCGAUUAACAUUAGAUAGCUCAGUUGAUAUAGUAUGUUUCUCGAUGAAAGGUUCACUCAUAAAUGUUCGCUCAUAAAGAGAUAUAUCAUAAGGUUCACGGACCGACCCGUUCCGAAAACGCUCGACAUAUUUUAGUGUGGGUCUACCGCGAACGAUAUGAGCAUAUUUUGUAUGCGUUUUGAGAGUCUUAUACACAGUGUCUGUGCUGAUUUUGCGCCGCGAAAGCUUCUCUUCGUCCGCCAUUACACCAUCCUGUGUGCUCAUUAGUCAAAACGACGCGCAUGCGUCAGACUCAAAAGGUUGCGCAUGCGUGAUGGGGACUUAACUGCGAUUUGCGACUGAACGAAAAAAAAAAAGCGAAGCCGGAAUUUCAACUCGGGCGUUUCCCUUGGAAAGCCCGAGUAACAAGGAGUUGCACUGAGUGCCCUCUUAGGCUUUCAUCAAGCUAAAUAUUUAUGGCAAUCAUCGCCGCUGAGAUUCUCUGAUGCCGAAAAUGCGGUAGUUAGAUAACGGCGUUAUAUGUGACUAACACAGUCUAGAGACUGUACGAUUUUACGCCUGUAUCUGCGUCGGUGCACAUACUGUAACUAACGAUGUAAAAUGCUAGUAACUAACGGCGUACUUUCUUCUAGUCGGUGAUGUAUGUAUGUAAGAUUUUACGCCAGUAACUAACGGUGUAAUUUCUUCCAGUCGGUGAUAUAUAUGUAAGAUUUUACGCCAGUAACUAACGGCGUAAUUUCUUCCAGUCGGUGAUAUAUAUGUAAGAUCUUACGCUGAGGCAGUGGCGUAAAAUUUUACAGUAUAUAGACUGUGUUAGCUACAUAUUACGCCGUUAUAUAUAUUCCCCAUCAAGCUAAGAAAGAAUGAUCUAAACCAAGCUAUAGGAGAGGAUACAUACAAAUAUUUGUUUAGAAAGACGUUGCAACUACGGUGGCGAUGAAUUAAACAAUCUCUUUGAUGCCCCUGACGAUAGUGAUAAUGUGAACGGCUUUAAAAACAAAAUUUUUGUUAGUGGGACUGCUACAUGUAAACGCUAAGUCUAAAAUGAGCAAGUUCAAAACAUUUAGACACAAGAGAAUAGUGCAAACUUAUCAGCGUGUAGGACAGUUUGAUUGUCUUGACUGUUUUUUUUAAUUGCUUCAUCAGGGUAAAGUAUUGAGGUAUAAUAUUAUGAUUUACGAGGUCAAAAUGCGUUUCUGGCCAAAAUCAAUUCUAUUUUGUCAAGGAGCCUGAAGUGUUUUGUCAGAAUAAAAUCAUGAUUGAUUGUCACAAACUUUUCACAAGCCUAUUUGGCUCAGUGCUUUUUGUUCCCCACAUCUGGAUUCCUUCCACCUCCCCUCCCCUGCCUCUUUUAUCCCCUGGUACUCUUAUCUCCUGCCCAAAGAAGUCUUAAACAAGGAAAAUUGUGUUCCACUGCCUCCCUUUUUAGCUCAUUCAUGCUGAAAGCUAAUAUUAUUACUAAUAUUUUGCUGCUAGAGCAACAUUUGAUGCCUGAUUAUGCUCACCCAGCUCACCCUCCGUCCCACAAACACACACGCACACUCUAGCAAAAAAAGACACUGACUACUUAAUGACCUCAGCCCAUCCCACCUCCAGCCCACGCAACCUUUUUUCCAAUUCCCAUGACGACGAUUGCACAAGUUUUCUUUUCACACAGCUGUCCAAAAAUAAAAGAAAUUUUAUUCCAUAAGUUUUGAAAGUUCACAUAAACAGAAUUAAACCGUACCUAUAUUCAACAAGUCAAAGAAAUCAAUACAAACUUAAGCCAUGACAUGAAUUAGCUGACUCGAAGAGCCCUUUGAUUUCGUUUCGGUUUUAUACGGGAAAGAUUAGUAACAGCCCUUGCCUCUUAUUAUAAUUAAAAAAAAUGAGAUAGUUAUAAUUUUUUUUUAGUAGUUUUCACUUUUUAAAUCCAAGUGAUUAGUGGCAAAUUGUAGCUUGUGUCACAGUCUUAAUUUUUUCCUUGUUAAUUGAUGCCAUUCGCAUUCUCAUGUAAAUGGAUAACUUUAAUGUGCCCCCUUCCCAGGAAUAGAAAUGUUAUGGAGUAGUUGGAGCAGUUGAUUAAAUUGAAUUAGAAUUUUAUCUAUUAGUCUUCUUCACAUUUGGUGCAGGAACCAAUAUUAUUUGGAUGAAGUGGCGGUUCAGAUUUUGGGUUGAAAUUUUAGUUUUGUUUGGAACGAAAAUCAAAGCUUAUUUGUUGUUUUGAUCUCAGUGAUAGUACAUUUAUCUCACUUUUUUUCCUUUACGGCAUACAUUUGUACCUAUCCUAUAUGUGAUCCUGCAACUGCAAGAUUUAGUCAAGUAUCUUAAUGAUGUGGCCUUUCUCUAGCAGACAUGUUGUCUUGAGUGCAUUUGUCAUAAUCUUGUUUUAAGGCGACCACUGUGUGACAAAAUUUAAUCCUUAUUGAAAGACUGAUUUUAUUGUAUAGAAUCUGUUUGUCACAUCUGAAGAGUGACUAAGAGUAGUAUCAUCCAUAGAUGUCUGUGGUAGGAGACAUGACGGUAGAAGGAACAUGUGGGUGGGGUUAUGAAACCUUAAUUUCACACAAUGUUUUCACAUACUUUUCAAACUAGGUCUUUUAGACAUAUAGGUGCAAAGCCAUGUGAAGAGUUGCAUGACGUGGACAAAGAUCUUUGCAAGACCCCAAUCAAAAAUUUAUUCCUUGAAGAUCUUAGCAAAGAUCUUGUUUGUUCUUGAGGAUCUUGGAAAAUCCUAACAAAGGACUUUGAAAGGAUUUUAAUGAGGAUUGGAAAAUCUUUAUCUUUGCAGGCAAUAUUGUUUCACAUGCAGAGUUUCACUCGUGCUGUUUAAUAAAAAUACCUUAUUGAAUUACAAAUAUGUUUAAAAAUCAUACAGCAUUUGAAAGAGUGAGCCUUGAGUUUAUCCUCUUUAAAAAGGGCCUCUUACAAACUGUAAGAAACCAAUUUUGCUACAGUCGACCCUCCCUUUGAAACUACUUAUUGAAAGAAACAACCUCUCAUUAGUAACCUCUUUUUCAAAAUGCCAAAGGUUCCAAGUCAAAUCACUAUAAGUGGAACCUUUCAUAAGGGACCACCUCUCAUAAGUGACCAAUCCAAGAGAUCCUUAUUUUCAAUAUUCAUUUGUUUGAACCUCUGGUAGGCAACCAUCGAACAGACAAUCUGAUUUAUCUCUCGCAAGUGGGAGUGUUACCCAAAAUAGCUUUACCUCUUGACUGAAGUAACAAAUGAGCCAAGUUUUAAGUUUCUCUCAUGUGAAUUGUCCCAAACGCCGCAUUAAAUAAUUUCUGGGAUACAUCUUAAUCAUCAUACAUUCUAAGAUAUUUUUUCCCUUGAAUAAGCUGCUGAAAGCUACUACUAUAGCUUUCGAGAAGUGCUUACAAAAUGUGCCGGUCACCAUUUGUAAAUUACUUGAAAUAUGUUCCCCCUCUCCAUAACCGACCACCUAGACUUGCGUAUUUCAGGUGGUUGAUUACAGGAGGUUUGACUUUGUUAAAAUCUAUGUACUACAUUUUUAAAGUUCAAAAUCUAUACAUACAAUAUACCCAAAAAUGGCUUUGAAAUACAAAAAAAGUCAGACGAAGCAGACAAUAAAUUAUAUAAUCAACUAAUGUCCAACCAUAAUUUCACAAAAGGUUGUUGGGCAACUUGUUCCUUGAUGAUCCUCACAAAAAAGGAGUAUUUGAAGGCAUUCAAAGUUUUGCAUAUUUCGCACGAAUCUUGAAUGAAUUUCUACAGUAAAUCUAGUACUGCUAUUGCUGUACUUGAAAUAGUCAUGAGAGUUAAAGUAAAUUAAUUUAAUAACUGUCUUAUAACAUUUUACUAAAGGGAAGUACUCUCGUAAACACUCAAGUGUGCUCCAACCCAGUAAUUUGCAUCUCUCUUUGUAUGACAUCUGUUGUGGUUUUUGACCAAGAGCUAUUGUUGAUGCUCUUCAUUAUAUGUUUUCAAUGGCUAGAUGUAGUUUUUCUUUAAUCAAAUAGAGUGACUGUACUGGACAUGCAUAUUCUAGGAGAGGUCUUACUAGUGAUCUAUAAAGCUCUGAGGAGAUUUCUCUGUUCCUUCUGCUAACUUUAUGCUUCAGUAGGCCAAACAUUUGUUCUUAUUGUUUGCUGACACAUCCAAGCAAAUUGACCAGAAUAAGUCUCUUGACAUGAUGACACAUAGUUCCUUGUAGAAGUCUAAAGAUUUUUAUUGUACGUUUUACCGAUGGUACUGAUGUUUACUUUCAUCCUGCUUGUGGGUGAUUCUCUUAGCAUCGCAUUUUUGGGGUUGAAGUUAACUUGCCAACUCCUCCUUCAGUUAUCAAAAGAGUCCAGGUCCUACUGCAGCACUGAUAUGUCAUUGUCAUAGCUUAGUUGGCAAUAAUGUUGUGUCAUCUGUAAACUAUUUAAUAGCGGAUGUAACGAUGUUUUGUAUUUUAUUUUCGUAAAUGAAGAACAUGAUGGUGCAACGACAGACCCUGAGACACUCUUGUUUUUUCAGUUGACCAGUUGGGUUACAGUGUAGACUCAUUGUCUAUUGCCUGCUCUUCAAAAAGUGUCUAAACUCAAACAAUAUGGAACCAUCAAUGCCAUGUCGAUUAAGUUUGGGUAGUAAGCACUCAUUAGGUACUUGGGAACUAGUCAAGUUGCCUAAAAGUCAUCUGGUUUAUGUCAUUUCACCCAAAAUAAGACUCGUGUCAGCCAUAAUUUUUUGUUAUGUCGCUCGAAGAAACAGUGAUUUAUAAAAUCAGAAUUAAAGACUGCAAGUUGGCAAUAAAGUUAAGACAUCUUUUUCACUUAAGCGGUUUUCAUUUUGGACAACACCAUGAAGACCUUGGCAACACAGAAAACAAUCAGAUGGACAGAAUUGAAAUGUGUUUGAGUAAUGACUAAAGGUCACCCCACCUACCAUGUAAACUUGAUCAAAAUAAAAUAAGAAAUUAUAGGGAAAGGCGGGUUACCUCACCUACCUGAGGUCCCCCACCUCCAUGUAAACAGACCCUAAAACAGAAGCAAGUAUUAAUUACGAUAUGGAUACUUGGGAACCAUGAAUGCCUGCGAUCAGAGGCCGAUCGAUUUAAAAUUACAAAAUCGAUUUUAUUUCGUGUUUAUCGCAGAAUUUGUGGAGCGAUUGCCAACAAUCUUUCCGGUCAAUAUAAUAUAUAGAUUUAGCCUAAAAGCGGAGCUUGCAAUUUUUUUCCCGCACGUCUUAAGGGCACGACGCCUUGCCCGGCCAGGACUAGAACCCGGGUCGUCCGACUCAGAGCCCAGUGCACUGACCACUGGACUACUGGAAAAACCGUGGCGUUGGUGUGCCAGCGGUAUAUGAAGUACCUAAUCGUUUGAAAUUGAGCACCGCUGGGCAAAAUGAUCAAUUUCGCAUCCUUCGCCCAAAGGAACGCGAUGCAACGAUCCGUCUUUAGAUCAAGCAGAUCAGUGAUCCGAUGAAUCUUUGUCUAGAGUGGAUUUGAUAGAUCACUGGUCUGAAAAUGGAUUUGCUCGAAAGGAACGCCACAGAUCAGAAAUCCUGAUCCGGAUUCUCCCAAAGGAACGCACCCAUAGUAGAAACGACGCGUUUCGAAUGUCUACUUUAUUUCCUUGCGAAUCACGAAAGUGGUUCGGGGUCGAUCGAAGGAAAUAGAACGGUGAAAACUAAAGAAAAAUAAAUUAAAUGACAAAUGAAAUUAAACGAUGACUAAAAGGAAAGCUCAGGACCAAAUUACUUACAUUCUGUGCCACACGAAGUUGAAAAAGACGCUAAAAAAAUUCAACGACGCUACGAACACGUGCGAGAAAACUCGUUUACAUAGUGAAUCUAUGUAAACGGCACAAGGUGUUCUAAGGAAAGAAACCCCAAACAACGACGACAAAACAAAGAAAACAAAAAUAAUGUCACAUGCUAGUUUCAGUCGCAACACAGUCUGCCACGCAAAAUUCAAUUUUGACAACUUUAUCCUCAAGAAACAAAAAUUUUAUCAAGGUUGCCAUCCCGUACCUUCUCAUCAGGACAAUUUUUGGAAGAUCAGGGUGGACUGUGCUGUAAAUUUUUCUCGUCAUAUAUACUUUUAGUUUGCUUAGUUUCAAAUCAAAAGUUUAAAUCAUCCUGAUAUAAUGCUGGUGUAGCUGCAUGAGAUGAUGUAGCUGCAUGAGAUGAUGUAGCUGCACUAGUUAAUCAGAGAAAAGGGGCAACAUCUUUGCCAGAAUUUGUCAGAGAACCAAUGUUUACUUUCCUUUGUUCAGUUGCCAUCUUGUGGAAGCUACCAGUGAUGCAUUGCUGUUGUAGUAAGACGCAAAAUAGUGUGAUAUAGAUGGUCAUAAUCACCAUAUUUGUCUUGUUACUUUUCACGCGAAACCAAUCAAAACACAAGACUUUAAACAUUCGCACCAUGUGUAACAACAACACCUUUCCUGUGGUGUUAAGACAAUCUUUGCAACCAUGCUGUGCAUUAGCAAGAGAUAAAAAAGUAACACAAAAAUAGAGGUCGCAGUGAAUGUACUAAGCUUUCUCUGGACUUAAAGAAAUUAAUGACCCUUGGCUGGUAAGUGAAAAGAAAGAAAGUGUGUCAUCAGGAUCAACAAAAAUGGGACAUGAUGUGGGAUUUGAGAGUCACAACAAUCUAACAAUUUAAUAAAGCUUAGAUGUUUAGCAAGUGUGGACUUCCCUAUCAUGUAACCAAACUGAUUUGGGUUUAAAAACGUGGUGUUCUGACCAGGAGGUUCUUUCUUUGUAAAAUGUUAGUGGGUCAUAAAGGGAUAGGUAUUAAUUAAGCAUAUUGAGGAUUCAGGAAUUCAGAAGUUCCCAUGGAGAUAACGUGUCGGGAAACUAUAUUUAAUCUAAGUGAUUUCUCUAUCGAUCUAUGUGAUUAACUUUUCAUAUACAGCUGUAUGCUGUACACUGUAUAUGGUGUCAGUAGGCGUGACUUGGUACAUUUUACAGAUUGAGUGAAUUCAUUGCAUGAAUUUGUUCCUCAUCUGAAAAUUUAAAACCAUGUCAAACAAAGUUGUUGUCUUCUAUUUCCCACAGUAAAUUGUAGGUUUAUUUAAAAAACUGAGGUCAUAGCCAUCUGACCCAGGGAUGAGAGAAGGAUAUAUUUAGAUUCUAAUAUGUUUACAGACACAAUUGAAAAGAUGCCGUUUUCUCUCUAUAUCAAUCAUGUUAACUCAGGUUGAAACUCGGGUUGUCAAGGACGCAAAAAGUUUAAAGCUCAGCCAAGCAUAGAUGCCACCUAGAAGAUGGACAUUUGUAAAGCCAGAGAACGUUUUUCCUUUUCAUUGUUCUUCUUCUGCUUCAUGCUCAGCGAUCAAUUUAGACUGGAAUACUAACAGAAUGCGACUAACUUUUGCUUGUUUGCUCAUACAAUAUUUCUUGUACAUUCCAUGUGAUUUUCCCACUUUGUCACUUUGAAUUUUAUUUGCAUGUGGAAGGCAUGUGGAAAAGUGUUUUAAUAACACUAAGAAUUUUCAUUCAAGUGUAUUCAUUUUUUUUCCAAUGUGAUUUUCUGCUCUUAGUUCCAGCAAACAUCACUGAAAUUAGAGGUGAACAAACUGUUCAUGAAGGUGGCAACUUGCUGUUGACAUGCGAAGCAUCCGGUAAACCAGAACCAAACAUCACCUGGACUAAAGAGAAGAGAGGGAACGAAGGAAAUACUGGUGUGCUACCAGUAGGAAAGGUGCUGAAUAUUACAAAAAUUAGCAGGAAUGAUUCAGGAACUUUCAACUGUACAGCAUAUAAUGGUUUUGGUGAAGCAGAUAGCCAAACAGUUCAUGUGACUGUCACUUGUGAGUAUGCCUUGAAAAAACUUUAAUUUUAGUGCUAAACAGAUAGGCACUUUCUAUUUAUCUUUUGUGUUGUAAUGUGUGCUGUCAUUUACUUGGAUUGAUGUGUGGCUUACAUCCAGGUAUUCAGAAGUUUUCACUUGCCUCUCUUAGCGUAAGCUAAGUGUGCUCCGACGCUAUACUGCUCCAUUGUUUGUACAAGCAAAAAUAAGCUCAAUUAUUUGAAGUAUCACCUCUAUGGUUUUGGGGGUGUGAAAGGAUGAGGACUAAAGAUUUAAAUUUGUAAAAUUUCUCAGUUUAGUUGAUGAAUGUUAAGGUCAUUUAAAUUCACGGUAUUUAACAACUGCAUUGCUAAGUGGAGGUUGGGUACCUGAAACAUCCAGGAGCUUCGACCAUUGGCAGUCAGCUCCUAGAUGGAGACUUCUCCCAUAGCUGGCAAAUCCUGGCAACCCAGACCUGAGUCCCCACACAAGAAAGGGAAACAGGCACCUGUCACACUGAAUAAACAGUGGAAAGAGGCAGGGGAGGGGUAGGGAAAACUGCCUAGAUGAUGAGCUGGCACUCCUCAUAAUGCUGCUAGUUCACGCUCAAAGCACACGCAAGAACGGUUCAAAGGAAGAGCACGUGGAAUUCUGAUGCAUGCGUGUAUGUAAAACACCGCUGACUACUAGGGUACGCUGACAGUCUUUGGUGAUAACUCCAUUAAAUUGCAGUUAACUGCAUUUAACAACUGCAUUGCUAAGUGGAGGUUGGGUGCCUGAAACAUCCAGGAGCCUCCAGUAUUGGCAGCCAUAUCCUAGAUGGAGACUUCUCCCAUGGCUGGUAAAUCCUGGCAACCCAACCAUGAGCCCCCACGCCAAGCCAAAGCAGCCCUGAGCUGAGCGCAAUCAGCUCAGAUAAAUGGGGCUCAUGGCAAAUGCAGGUCAUAGUGGAAGUGAGAGAUCAUGAGCAUCACACCUGCUUUCAAGUUAGCUCUGCCACUGAGAGGAUACUAUCCACAGCAAACAUGCCUUACCUAACCAGCACCCCAUGGCCCCUACUAGGUGGCCAGGAAUACCCCACUGGGCAGCUGUAGCUGCAGAUCCAAUUCCAAAGGUGUGACCAGAAAACUCUUUAAGAAAACCUGCUUCCCGCAGUGCAGACUGCAAGAACGACAACAGAUGAGCCCACAAAAGUGGACAGCCAUCCUGACAAAUAAACAGGGAACCCACACUAGGCCCUCAAAGGAGAAGGUAGUUUGUAAAGCCUACCAGCUGUAUGAGAGGCUAUAAAGGCAAAGGAAACACGGGCCAGCAAGAAAGACAAUUGGCGAAGAAAAACCAACAUGCUUUUGAAGUGCCUGAACACAGGAUGCUGACAACAGCCAUAUUGUCCAAACAGAAUUCUAUCUGUUUUGUGGCCCGUCAAUGGCCCCAUAAUGUGGCCGAGAUGACCACUGACAAGAGUUCCUUGCAUGCAAUUGACAACUGCUGUUUAAGAGCAGACAAUUCCCCACAAACCACUCAUGAUCAGAGUGCGCUGUAACCCAGGGCUCUCGCUGUGUCCAGCUUCCUUCUCAUACAGUGCUGUUUAGAAAACCAAGCACCUAACAACAAUAUGAAGCGCCAAUAUGAAGCCUAAACCUGCCCCACAGAAGACCAGCCUGAAGAGCAAGCCAACCCAGCCCAGCACCAGGCACUGUCAAGCAAACAGAUGACCUUCUCAGUCUAUCUUGGUUAAGGGGAUACCCCAAUCCUCAAAUGCUGAAUGCAAAUGUCCAGACUGCUCCAGUAGACAGGUUAGCUGGGUUGAACCCAAUUUGUGGAAGUUAUCGAGGUAGUGUAAAAGAAACCCCACACCGUAUCCAUGCCCAAGAGCCCACCCCAGCGGUUCUGCAAUAGAGGAGAAGAUGAAUAGGGCAGAGCCUAAUCCAAAGGGAAGAACCAGAUUGGUGAAAUAAUUGCCUUGCAACUUAAUGCCAAGCAAACAAUGAUCAUCAGAAUGGAGACAGAGACAGUGCAAUAUGCAUUCUCCAAAUCAAACCUUGCCACAAGCACCCCAGCCACAAGACUUGACCUCGCCGAUGACAUUGUCCACUUUCAUCUACUGCAAAGAGAAAGUCCCCCAAGGAAUGCUGUCACUGAUGCCAUGUUCCAAUCAGCAACAUUGAUCCAAGAUAAGCUGUCACUUACCAGAUUGGUGUUUCUUUGGGAUCACUCCAAAGCGACUGACAUGAAGGUGCGGAAUUGGGGAUAUAAAGUAGGGGCCCGCGAUGCAACCCCUCUCAAGCCUUGUGAGGAGAUACACUCACUGAAGGCUGAAGUGAUGCUGAUGGCAUAUUCUGGGUUGCAAACUUCAACGAUACCGCUGAAGGAUCAAAACCAAGAUGAAAACCAAUAGUAAUACCAGAAAUCACAAAUCCACUUUUCUUUGGUCAAGGUGAAAACAAAGUUCCUGCUGCAGUUUGUCUGCAUCAAGGGGCGUAACUCUUGAAGAAGGGAUUAAAUCUUGCUGAACAGCACUAGUAAUAUAUCGCCUAGUGAUGGAGGAGGUAGGAGCCUCAUUUACUCAAAAUUGUCCGCAAAAAAGUGUGUCGGACGCCAAAGAAACAACAAAAUUAGCUGAAAAAGAAUAGGAACAGCGUGAAAUUGAAACUGGACGAGACAACUGAACACUAUUUACAACAUUCUUUGGGUAAGGGGCAUUGAGCGAUCUAGAGACCACCUCAACGCCACCGACGUUCACCCCGCAAUGACAGCCCACACAGCAGAGGCAGCACCAGCAGCGACCAAAGGGCCAGCAAAAGGUGCCAUCAUUCCUUGAUCUGCGGAAAUUGGAUGCAAGUCGCCUGAGUUAAGGAAUGGAGAAGAUAGGGCUGAUGGCUGGGAUUGUAGUGCCAAAGGAGAAUCAAAAGUAUACAGUUUGAGGUCUAUACAGUACCAGUCUGCCAGGCCUGAUGCAGCUCAGUCCUUCUGAAAGGCAGUGUCAUAGUGAAGCUAGGCCUUGCUGGGGAACUGACGUGAAGUCUUCAGAAUGAAGAGCUUGAACUGCGUCAUGUCCUGCCAUCUAGAAGGAUGUGUGCAGCCUGAAAUCUACAUGUAGACAGUGAAUGCCUCCACCCAUGUGACAAUCCCUGUGAUCUCUUGCAUCCUUUUCUUUGAUGAACUCACUAAAAGUUUCAAGAUAUGUUUGUCUUUAAGUUUUCGCCUAGUAGGUCGACCAUAUCAACAAAUUGCCCUGACCUAAUCUUGGUAACCAGCUUCUCUGGGAUAGGAGAAUAACCUGGGCCAACCACCAAAGGCCUGUUCAGAGAAGAAGGGAUCCCAGCAAAACGGUAGAUUGUGAACAGAACCGGCAGAGAACGCCAGCACAGAGGACUAGCUGAUGGCGGGAAGCGCUCUGUUCGCUAAAAAAAGAUGGCUAGGUUAAAGACAAAAUGCCUAACGUGCAAUAUAUAUGUGGAAAUGAACGAUGGCACAACAAAAUUACCUGAAAAUAUGCCUGCUCAGGAUGGAGGAGAAUUGAUGGCAGAGGAGCCCGAAGAUGUUGAGCUCAAGAAAAUGUUUUCCGCCGACGUGUAAUGCGACACUGAAGUACAUGUAGUCAUGGAGUGGCUUUACAUGGCCGGCAAAAUGUGAGGCAACAACUCGCCUAACGCUCGGGAAAAGGCUUGACUGAGAUCCUGAGCAGGGAGCACCAAAGAAGGAGAGGUGACUGCAGGGGCUGAGGCAACCAAGAUUUCUGUUAAGGAAGGAGGAGGAUCCAUAGAGGACGGGACCAAUUAAUUACUUUCGACGAUUCCAGCAUGGCAGUGACACUGUUAUUUGUGGAACGCCCCAAAAGCCGAUCCAUAUGAAUGAAAACAGUAAACCAGCAGGAAAACAGACGAUGCAUAACAGUGCUUAACCCUUUCGAGACAAAAAUGUACUGGGAAAAACAAAAACUGCCUGGACUCCUCACAACGCGGCAAGUUCACGCUCAAAGCACACGCAUGAACGCCUCAAGCGAAGAGCAUAUGAAAUUCUCACACGUGCACAUGCAAAACAUCGCUUUGUUGUUAACUCCAUUUAGUUGCAUUUAACUGCAUUAAAAGCUCAGACAAUUAAAUAAACAUACAUUCAUGAAUGCAAGAGGAUCACGUAAUUGAUGUUCAAAUAGUAACAAUUUUACUGGGCCCACAUGCACUCACAUGCUGUUGGAGAACUUUAUGCAAACACAUGUAAAUCAAUUCAGCUGCAGAACAACAGACUUGAUGAACAAUUACCUCUUGGAUGUACUUUUAGCUAUUGGUGACAAUUUACUAAGUGAAUAUUUGUGUAGAUGCUGUUUUUUAAUCUGAUUUUUAUUUUCCAAACUGAUGUACAGAUCCACCCAAGAUUGUUAAAUUUAAAACUGAAUAUUUUGUUGGUGUACAAGAAAGGGUAACUCUUAAGUGUGAAGCAGAAGGAAACCCUCCAUCUACGUACAUUUGGAUUCCAUGCGAUACAGAACAAGUUUGUGACAAGAAUGCUCUUCACAUUUCACAAGUCCUUAGUGACACCAACUAUACCUGCAGAGUGGCCAAUGUACAUGGAAAUGAUUCAAAAACUGCCAAUGUUUGUAAGUCACAAGUACAUUGUAGUCAUGCAUUGAACAACUAUAUCUUCAUACAUGUACCAACAUGACAUUUUGAUUGGGUUCUCAGAGUUGAACCAAGGGUUAGCCUGUCAGGUUGUUAAAGCUUUAAUAGUGCCUUUACCUUGUCUUGAUGGAUAACUUUCUGUUUUCAUAAACUAAUUACAAUGUACACGUACAAUAUUGAUUAUUUUGUUACACGUAAAGUGCAAAGAAAGUAGUGCAGUAAUUAAACUUCAGAUGGCUUGUACAGGGGUGAGUAGGGGAAAAACUAUAGUUGGGGCUCCUGACAGCGUAAAGGGAAAGAAAAAUUGUACUUGGAGGGAUUUUGUUUUUGUUUUUUCGUCUUUAUGUCAUUAUAAGUUGAAGUACUGAGGACCUACGUACUUUACAGUGUACGUCAAUUUUAUAAUGCUUUCAUUAAAGCAAGAGAAGCCAAGUGACACCUUGCUGCCUCUCUAUAUUUUCUUCAAUGCCAUGCACUUGAAUUUGAAAGCAAAAGGUCACUUUAAUAUGAGCAACUGACUUUUCCCCUGAAUUGUUUUGCUUCAGUAUUAGAACUUUUUCAAAAUUUUUGCCAGACUGUAGCUCUUGUUCACAUAAAUGAGAAAUAUGAUGAGAAGUUGACCAGUGCCCAGGAUCAUGUAGGCAAUGGCAGAAACCCCAGUUGUCCUUGUUACAAGCCACUCACUGAAAGCAACAGACUUCUCAAUUGUCUCUGAGGUUAAAUAACCUUAGAACUGGUCUAAAGUUUUCAAACGGAAUACCUGUAUCAAUAAAAAUAUUGAGUAAAUCUUGUAGUAAUGAUUUUUCUCCCACUUUACAGACAUUGGAGGAAAUGUGAUCAACAUAACUAUUGUCAACAUAAGUGAAAUAUGUACAGGUGGAAAAUACAAAUCAUCCUUAUUACUGGAGAAAUUUGAAGAACUGGUAACUUUAUGAACAUAUAACUUAGAUAUUGCUGUCAAAACUAUUGAAUAAAAAUAUACUAGUUUACAUUGGAGGAAUUUUUUUCCCACAAAUAAACUGUCUGUGUUGAACUUCACCUGAUCUGCUAAAUUGUUAAUUAUAGUUGUCACUUAGUGUUGGUUACUUCAGGGUCAGAAACUGAUGUGCUAGCUGUAUAAUGAUUAAAAGGAAAUUUGACUUGUAGAGAACGUGUGGAGAAUAUCUCAUUUAAUUUGACAGUGUUUCUUGAAUUGUUAGAUUGCUUUGUCAGUUUUCUGUCAAAUCGUGAACUUUAAAAGCUUGUCACAGUCUUUUUAUAAGUCAAUGUUUGCUCAUGGUCUGUAUUUAGGGCAAUAAGAGGCCUGGUGCUUUUUCUGCCAAAUUAAAAUAAGAGGCAAGUGACAUGAAGAAGAGUAAUUAUUCAUUGACGGGGCACUUUAAGAAACAACUGAUUAACACUCGGAGACUGAUUCUCAGCAAAACAUCCAUGUUCAAUUUAAUAUCUGAUAUUUGACAGUGUUUUGGUGUCAUCGUCAUUUUUUCCUAUGUGUGAUACAUGUACAGUAUCAUUUUAAGACAAAUGAUUGAACUGUUUACUUGUAGCUCAAGGACGCUUUUGCUGAUAAAUCUGGCUAUGAAGGAGUGCAGUUGAAAUGUGUUAGGUAUGUGAAUUAGUUGGAUUUAGAUGAUUGCCAGUUGCUCCCGUUUCCAAAUAUUUUAAUGUAGAAAUGUUAUUAUUUGCUCUUAUAUUAGCUGUCUCCCAUUUUAUGUCACUCUAACCUUCCGUCAAUGUCUGUUCCAAGGUGUGAAAGUAGAGUUGCUGUCCUUGCACUGCAAUUUAACUCCUCUACAAAGGAGAGAGAUGUUAUCAUAACACUUAAUGACACUGUGAAAGAUGGAAAGCUGGGAGAAUUUAGUGUUGGUGCCAUAAAAGGGGAAAGGCCUGAUGUGAAAACAACAUGUGAAGGAACCAAAACGCAACUUGACGAUUCUACUGGGGGUAAGUCUUCAUAACAAUUCCUUUAAAAUUUUUGCAAGCUGAUAAAUGAAUGCCCCUGCCGUGUGCCUCAUUGAAAGCAUGUUGUUUAGUGUGAGAAAUAUGUUUUUGAAAGUAACCAUUAUAGUUCGUGCAGAAUUGUUACUGUGGCAGGUUUUUACGGAGAUCCGAAAGCGUGGUGUAUAAUAACAAUAAACAAGGUUUACAAAAAGCAAUUUUCAUUAAGGCAUUAAAAUGAAAACAAGUUAAAAUUAAAAGUUGUCAAUAAAUAUUAUCAUAAAAACCUUAACUAGUAUGGGGAAGAUCAUUUGGCUGUAUAAAUGUACAAAGCGCUGAGUUGAACUCAGCCAGGACAUUUGAGAACAAAUCUGGCAGUAAGUAGCAGGUUGGAGGCUUUGAACCCAGAAACACUAGAUUACAAGAUCAGCGCUCUAACCAGUCUGGUACUCUGCCUCCUUAAAAGGACCUGCCAACAGAAAGUUAUGGUCAUGCUGACUGGGGGGGGGGACUGUACAUGUAUUUGGAAAUCAAUUUUACCUUUAUUUAUCCUAUAUUGACAUUGAUAUUAAUUUCUUUAUCUUCAUUAAACACCAGGGGAUUUCCCUCUUACAUGGAAACUAGGUGUACUCACAGUAGCAUUUGGUGACCUGCCUGUUACAUUGCUGGAGUUUGAAAUGUCCCAAAGUUCUAACGAAAAGGAUGAAAUAUACUUUUCCUUUUGUAAGCAGAGCCAAAUUUCAAAACAAAUUACGAUUCCAGACUAACAUUAAUCAAUGGAAGUAAAUAUAUACCUACCCCAUUUCAGCCAAAAGAGCAAAAACAAAUUUUUCUUAGUUGAGAAAAGCAAACUAUCUGGUUCUGUCUAUGAGAAGGAGAUGGACAGUGUGCAUAAAGUGGUUAUUGCAUUUGUGCUUAUGGGGGAAAAAGCAAUUGUAAAACACUAGUGAUAACCUUUUUUAAUCAAUAAGGCACAAUUACUCGUUACAAUCACACUUGAAGCUCAUUCAUGGAUUCAGUUAUCUCGAGAUCGAAAAAUCGAUUUACUCUUAUGACCCAAUUGCUGCCAUCACUUUGCCAACUUCUGCUUCAUUUGCAUAAAGGAAGAUUAAUGUCCGUCCAUCCCACUACCAUAGUUAAAGUAGCUUUAGAGCGUACGAACAGUUUAUUUGAAUUAUUAAAUAAAGUAACAGGUGUAGAUCAUUCAUAUAAUGGGAUAUUUAGAACAAAUAUGAACAGCCUCCAAUAGAAACAUUUCAUACUAAUCUAAUCCUUAAGUUCGUGGACAAUAUUUUCUAUAGAUUCUCAAAGGAGAUUAACAUGUCAAAUACUUUCCCAAAAAAUCCUGUUUAUGUUUCUUCAUUUCCAUGUUUCAACAAAAGGAGACCAACCACACCUAAUUAGUGAACCAUAUUUCUUAAAAGCAGGUGUGGUCGAUCUCCUUUUUUUGAAACAUGGAAAUGAAGAAACUUAAACAGGUUUUUUUGGGAAAGUAUUUCACAUGUUAAUCUCCUUUGUGAAUCUAUAGAAAAUUUUAUCAAUUUUUAUGAAAUCUCUGUAUAUUCAAAUUAUAUUUUGCACAAAAUAUCUACAAGUUCACCACAGUGUCACUUUGAUUUAAUUUCGUGACAGCAUUUGGCUCUCAUUUUCACUGUGCGUAUACUCUUAAACCAUUUACUCGAAAUGUAUUUAAAACGUAUGAAGCAAAAGAAACAACGUAAUCAUAAUUGAAAGGAUAACUUUUUAUGCGAGAAAAAUCUAUUCACAAAUUUGUAGAGUUGAGCACCUUAACUGUUAGUUCUUAGUACAAGUAAUACCUGCAUUUUCAAAAAUGUGUCGAUAUUUCGUUUUGUCAAUGCCUCUGAAUAGCUUGCAACUGUGCUGGCCAAGGCAGUGACCCGUAUUAGUUUAUAUGGAAAGGUUAUCGGGAGGUAAACUGAGGCUUUGUACGAAAGAGAUGGUUGAAACGGCCAGCAAGAGUUCGCGGCAGCACCUUUUUUAAUUGUGAAUACUAAUUUAUAACUUUAUUUGUUCCUGAGCCAAAAUUACAUCUGCUGUUAUGAAAAUUAUAACAAAGAAGGUCACUUUGCUCUUUUUCUAACCGAGCGUUACAGUUUUCAGUGCUGAAAAAUGUUUUGCUUAUUUUUUCCACAAGGAAUAAGACAUAAGACUUCACACAAAGUGUAACAUAUAUUUUGACUCAAAACUCUUGGGAGAGAGAACGCAAACAAAUCCUGAACUGUCUGUGUUAUUGCUCCUUAGCCUCACUAGCGAACCGCUAACAUCUUUACAACAGUGAGAGGGUAGCUGUUUAGUAAAAUCGCUUCUACAGUUAGUUUUCCAUACUAUCUUCUUUUUAUUUGUCUGUUUCACCAUGUACAUAUAUGUGUAUAUUUAGACGUGUUUUUCUUUUAAUUCCUUUUGAAUGCGAAUGAACAGUUUUUUUUAACGGUAACAUUUUGAAAACCUUAUCGUAGCAUUUAGGUGACAGUCAUUUGACCCUGUACGGAACUGGGUUAUGCCUCAAUGGGACUUCCAAAACUAAUAUGAACAAUUUCGUAAGGAAAUGUUAACCACAGUUCACUCAUGAUUUCAUUGAAAUAUCACCUGUCCAAACAUAGUGAUAGAAAGCGUAGCUUCUUGGUCGUCAAUUAUACUUAGCUGUAGUUGUCCUGAAUCAUUGACGGUUUGUGUCUUGUAGGGAUCGCUUGGUGGAUCAUUUUGAUCAUUGUGUUGGCGGUAGUAAUCGUUCUAGUUUUACUGGUCAUACUUCUUAAAAAGACAGGCAGAUGCCCUCCUCUUUCUGUUAAAAAUGGAAAGCAUCCAAGGGGUGAGUAUUUUCCAUUUUAAUCUAUCUUUUGAAUGUACACCAACUUUAAUCGAUUUUGUAGUUAGGGUGUCAGGGAUAAUGAAAUGUUUGUGUGGCGUGUUCUAAGUUUAUUUUCUCAAUGAACAUAAUUUUCUUUCAAAUUAUGGACCAUGAAGUAUUCAUAUACACUGUACAUCCCAACUAGUCAGAGAUGUGGUCAUAUGGAGACUGAAGUCUGUUGACACGAAACUUAUUUCUUCUGGGAUCAUUACAUUACCGAGCUUAAAAUUUAUCAUCUUUCUUACAAUGGUAACUCACUUGACGCUCUCAAAAUCGCCUACCGUAGUAGUCUGCGGAACGUGUAUGAACAUAUGAACCUAGUGAUGGCUUUGUUCACCGUCUCAGGUUCGGUUCCUCAUAUGUUUUCACUGUUGUCUUCCUUUUCGUUUCUUUUUUCGUUUAAUUUGUUAUAAAUAGGCACUUUUUAUUUUUGAAACUACAAAUUGCACACGCCCUACAAGCUCCCGACAUUUUGUCAUUCUGAAAAAUUUACUCGUGCUUAUUGCAUAUGUUUUUCAUGGUGACCAAAGGCCAGGAAAUGGUCAGGGAAAAAAGAAGUGAAGAAAAGUCAGGAAAACUUUAUUUUGUCAGAGAAAUUGUACGUCUUUGAGAGAUGUCAUAGAAAAGUGAAAUCCCAAGUGAAAGAAACUCAUUCAACUUGUCUUGACCUCUUCUAUAGGAAAGAUGACAACGCCCAACAUUUUGCGAUGUCAAUGUUACACGUGAAUAUUGUUCAGUAUAUUUGAUAGACCUUAGUAAGCAUACUGUUUCCCUUGUAAUGCAAGCUUGAGUUGGUUUGGGAAUGAAAUUGUUCACCUACCUCUUUCUAUUUUCACAAUUUUUUAACAUUCAAAAAGUAUUUGGUGCAAUUCAUCCAACAUGAAACAUGUUGUUUUGGAAGGAUAUUUUUAUUCCUUGCACGACAACUGGCUGAUGUUGGGUUUCCAAGAAAAUCAAUGUCUUUUUUUGGAAUUACCAAUUCACAUACACUGCAUGUGAUUAGCUGAAAACAAAGAAAAUGAAUUCGUGGGGAGGGUCGCUGUAAGGCGAGGUUGGAGACCAUUCUUAGGACGUAUAUUUUAUUAGAAUUGUGAGUUCAGUUGGUCGGAAAUUUCAUAUUUGUGAGGGAUUUUCAAAUACGUAUAACUGUAUGUCGCUUCUUUUUUUCUUUUCUUUUCUUUUUUUGCACGCUACUGUAAGAAGUCCAUUCCGAUGAAGGACGAGGCAUAGCGACGUAAGUGUUGUUUAAUGGCUGUUUUUUUUCUGUUACUAAGGAGUCAAUUAAGUCUUUGUUUUUGUUUGUUGACACUUCCACCGGUUGUUUGAUUGUUUCGCUUUACGUAUAUUUAUUCAGCUUUGUUUCUGAUUUCUUUGAAUGCGAAUAAACAUUUUUUUUUCCUUUUAAAAACCUUAUAUAAGAGUUAAGGUAGCAGAGGGUUUCAAUUUAAAGAAAAGUCAUCGUACAUUGUAGGGAAGCGGACAACCAGUAUGCAGCUGCGGGUCCUAAUGUCAACUAUCGAGCCUCCAAUCCAUCGUCUGAGCCUUCAGUGACUUAUGAAGUUGCUAAUAGGAGUUCUGAGGGAAGAAGAGGGAAUAAAGCAGGUGCACCGAAAGAGCCACUCCCAGAAUAUGCAGUGGUCGAUAAAACCAAGAAGAAAAAGAAGGUAAGGUUCCGCAAUGAAGGAACUCUAGUAAACGGAUCUUACCUUUUGAUUGUGACCAGAUCCCAGUAAAGUUUAUUUCAUAACCGAAUGAUCAAACACCUGUGUCACUUUUCUCUGUACCAUAAUUUAUACGUAUUCAAGACUACAUUCCGCUGGUAAAGAAGUUAAGAUGCAAAAGUCGAUACUCCAUAGACUGUAAGGAGUGGUGCGGACUUCUUGUAGAGCGUGUCUGUACGAGAGAAAGGAAGCACUAUAAAAAUACUUCCACCAAGCCAUUUACUGAUAAAAGGAACGAUAAGGAAAUUUAAACGUUUAAAUUUUGCAAUUGUUUAAGUCAGUUACCAUGGAAAACCAAGGCGUGGUGCCAUUGUUGUGGUUAAAAGUUCAAGCUUAACAACGGGCAUUGAUGUUUAAUGUCAGUUAGACAGCUUUCGUUACCAUGCCUACUCCAAAUCAUUUUCCGCCCACAAGGAUACACACCUAUUCGUAGUCCUCCGCUUUGCUCAGACGGAGGGCUAACGUUCCAAACGUGAGCUUUUCUAAAUUUACUAUCGCGGCUUAUCAACAUUUGUCAACCAUUAGUUGAUAUCAAACCAGCUAAGUGGACUCUGCUUGUUCGCGUACAUGAACCCACCGACCGAAAAAAAAGGAAAAAACCCAAUUAGGCUUUCCAGCGAGUCUCCUCCUUUUGGACACUUGCAUCAUUCCAAAAGUUAAUUUAUUUUUGAUGAACCGUUGUUAGAAGAAUGCUUACGAUUGUCUGUUUCGUCCAAUUACAACCUGUUUUUCUUUGUAUCGCGGGCAGACACCUAAACCUGGCGAGCUUCAGUAUGCUGAGCUUGGUGAACUGACUGGUCGUGGGCAGAAGGCAACAAUGCCACGUGUUAGUGGUACGGAUACUGUGUAUGCGGACAUUAAAUCUUAGAGGAUGUGUGCAGCUACUGUACAGCUCAGAGAUACUGAGCCCUAAAUGCGCGUUGAAAAAGCGCGCACACGCGUGUAGUUUUUUCAAACGCACUCAAAAAACGCGCGCGAAAUAAGCUCAUUAGUAUGUAUGAAGCAGUCUUUUGUUUUACCCUUUGUUUAAUUUUAUAUUAAUGUAGGAGAUAAGUUGAUUAGCUACCAAUUUUUCAAUUGCUUUGCUAAUAAAUGAAAGAUUCGAUACAGGACGAUAAUUGCAGAAUUGAGUAUGAUCCAAAGAAGAUUUCUUAAGGAGCGGGCGUAACAUUGCAACCUUGAGUUGCGAAGGCAUCUGACCAGAUUCCAAUGAGAUAUUUAUGAUUUUGGAAAUGAAAUGCAACAGAACACUAAGUGCAUUUCUUGUAACAUAACCAGAAAGAGGAUCAAGAGCACAUGACUUAGCAGCCAGAUUCAUGAUACAUUUAUGAACUUCAUCCGCUGUUACCAUUUUGAAAGUAUCAAAAGAAUAUGGACAGGCGUUGUCAACAACAACAACUGUAUCUCGAUGAGAGAAAGCAGCAGACGUUAUAUUACCCCGUAUUCUAUCUAUCUUUGUAGUGAAGUACUUAAUAAACUUGUUAGCAAGAUCAGUGGGCGAUUUGCAGGGGGAUAUUGAAUAUCUGUUUUCCUUUGUAGUAGUUUAUCAAUUAUCUUAAAAAAGCUGUUUAUAAUUUGACUGAUUCUCAUUGAUUAAUGAUGCGAAAUAAUUCUUCUUGGAAUCACGAAUUAAGUUGUUGACAGCAUCACAUCCCUCAAUAAACAACUUACGAUCAGAAGGAAGUUUGGUCAUUCGCCAGCGUCGUUCAAGUUUUCUACGGAUCUCUUUAAAUUAUUUAUCUCCUCAGAAUACCAAGGUGCAGCGGGACGCAAAGUAACUAACUUUUUUUGCAGUGGAGCAUGAGUCUCAAGUAUGGUAGUAAGGACUCUGUUAUAUUGAUCAAUCAAAUAAUCCAAGGAUGACGAUGACGAGGCAAAAAGAUCAGGAAGGCUCGAAUUCAUAACAUCAGCACAGAAAUUAUCAAAAUCAAUAGAUCGAAGCUUUCUGAAUGAAAUAAUCUUCUUGUCGAGCGGCGGCUUAUUAAGCGAGAGCUGGAAGUGAACAGCAGCAUGAUCAGAGAUGACAAAAGGAGAACCAAUUGUUAAAUUCGAAACAAUUCUAUCAUCAGAUCUUGUAAUCACAAGAUCUAAGGUGUGUCGAUCUUUAUGCGUUGAGCCAUGUGUAUGUUGAGUAAGAUUGAAAGAAUCCAACAAUUGAAGAAAUUCAGUUGAGUGUUGGGAAGAACAGGUGUCAACAUGUAUAUUAAAAUCACCAACUAAUAAUAUUCCCUCAGGAUCAGCGAUAUAGUGCUCCAGGAACGUAGAAAACUCAUCAAGGAACAAUGAGGGUGUUAAACCAUUCAAGGUCGAGGGAGGUGGGCGAUAAACAAUAAUAACUCUGAGUUUUAAACCGACUGUACUUGACAAUAACAAAUCCAUAUAUUCAAAGGACAAAAACUUCUUGAGCGGCUGCAACUUUAAGUUGAAAGAUGAUCGAAAUAACAAGCCAACUCCUCCUCCACGAGUAGAACCAGGUCGAGGAACAUGAUGUCGUUGCAAUUCCCUUUUGUAUGGCCUACCAGCCUACGCUAUAAAAAGGCUACAACACGUCCAGAAUGCCGCGGCGCGCCUCGUCACACUUACAAAAAAUCAUGAUCACAUUACGCCUGUUCUUUUCAAUCUUCAUUGGCUUCCCGUUAACCAACGUAUUAUUUUUAAGAUUUUACUUAUAACCUACAAGGCACUUAACAACUUGGCACCGUCGUACAUUUGUGAUCUGCUAACAUCUUACACCCCAUCGCGUCAACUACGCUCAUCAUUCAAGCACCUUCUGGUUUCUCCAUCCUAUAACUUGAAAACAUAUGGCGCAAGAUCCUUCUCUGUAGCAGCACCAUCAUUAUGGAAUGCUUUGCCAAGUGAAAUUAGAAAUGCUCAGUCUGUUUCUGUUUUUAAACGUAGAUUAAAAACUUUACUCUUUAGAAAAGCCUUUUAUAAUUAAUAUUAGCUGUCUUAAGUGUUAAU